AUGACCUCUUCCCAUGCACUCCGAGGUAUCCUGUCCCUCUUCUUUCUUUCUCUUAACUAUAAUAAUUACUUUUACGCAACAGAAGCUAUUCGUUUGGGCAACAUUAUUCGUCUCCCUUCGUGUAAGGUCCCUCCAUUCCGAGAGGCCCCUGCCUUUCGGAAUGAGAAGGAGUGUGGAUCAAAUAAAAAUGAUCCUAUUAACGUAGCUAUGACUCUGGAUGUUAACUAUGUGCGUGGCACCAUGGCCGCCAUAUUCUCCAUAUUACAGCACUCUGGCUGCCCGGAGGAUGUCCAUUUCCACUUCCUUGCAGCGCACGACACUGAAGAACUUACGAUGGCCAUCAAAUCCACCUUCCCUUACCUCAAUUUCAAGAUCUACCUCUUCGAUUCGGAGAGAGUCAGUGACAAGAUAUCAAAGUCCGUUCGACAAGCCUUGGACCAACCGUUGAAUUACGCGCGUAUAUACCUCGCCGACGCGCUUCCAGACGACAUUGGGCGCGUGAUAUAUCUAGAUUCAGACCUCAUUGUUGUGGACGACAUAGCCAAGCUUUGGAACGUAGACAUGGAAGAAAAAGUGGUGGCAGCACCGGAAUACUGCAAUGCAAACUUUACUACGUAUUUUACGGAGGAGUUCUGGAAGGAUCCGGAGUUGUCGAAAACAUUUGAAGGGAAGAAGGCAUGUUACUUCAACACAGGGGUGAUGGUGAUGGACAUAGAAAAAUGGAGGAGAGAGGGAUACACAGACAAGGUAGAAGGGUGGAUGAGGGUGCAAAAGCAGGAAAAGAGGAUAUACCAUUUGGGUUCUCUUCCACCAUUUUUGUUGGUAUUGGCAGGGAACAUCAAAGGAGUGGAUCAUAGGUGGAACCAACAUGGGUUAGGUGGUGACAACUUUGAAGGAAAAUGCAGGAACUUGCACCCUGGUCGCAUUAGCUUGCUGCAUUGGAGUGGAAAGGGGAAGCCAUGGUUGAGGUUGGAUUCUAGGAAGCCAUGCUCCAUUGACCACCUUUGGGCUCCUUAUGACUUGUAUUCAUCUUCCAAACACUUCUUUGACGAAUGA
Molecule: messenger RNA, 1056 nt
Organism: Arachis stenosperma
Lineage: Eukaryota; Viridiplantae; Streptophyta; Magnoliopsida; Fabales; Fabaceae
Product: probable galacturonosyltransferase-like 4
Exons: 1
Coding region: 1-1056 (351 amino acids)
Cellular component (GO): Golgi apparatus
Molecular function (GO): glycosyltransferase activity
Source: RefSeq, a predicted model, not a curated record